Messenger RNA from Dictyostelium discoideum AX4, 2352 nucleotides. RefSeq lists its product as hypothetical. The transcript is spliced from 8 exons. The coding region runs from base 1 to 2352 and encodes 783 amino acids. The record is from RefSeq and is a predicted model, not a curated record. NCBI's taxonomy places the organism in Eukaryota, Evosea, Eumycetozoa, Dictyosteliales, Dictyosteliaceae.
AUGGAAUUUGAAUGCCAACGUGGUUUCAAUACUUUUUUAAUUUUAUGGGACUCAUAUUAUAUUUCUAAAGCAAAGUAUUCAAAUUGGACUAUCAGUUUUAAUUUUGCAAGUCACAAUAUAACAAUUGAAACAAAAUCUUAUUAUAAUGAUGAUAAAAAUGAAAUUUAUAAGAAUAUAACCGAUUUUAGUUAUUAUCUUGAUAAUGCAUUUAACAAUAAUUCAAUACCUUUUCAAGAAUUUGGUCAAGAGUAUAGACCUUUAGUAAUGAUUUCAGUGAAUACAGAAGCAGCAAAAGAUUUAAUACAGCUUAACCUGGAUUUAUCUGGUUUUUACUCACCUUUCGUUCCAAUAAAAGGAAGUAAAGGGGAUUUGAAGUAUUUAGGUUUUGUUCCAUUAGGUGCAGUUUUUAAUGGAAAAUACAAUUUUUCAUUAAUUACAUUAAAAGAAUCCAUUCGAUAUAGUUGUAAAACUGGAGAUUUUAAAAUUCCAAAAUUUGAGAAUUUUAAUAUGACUAUAGAUUUAUUGGAGACUAAUAAUCAACCGAUAUUUGAGGUAGAAUUCAGUGUUUCAAACCCAAACUUAAAUAUUUUCCCACAUGCUAAAUAUACAUCAGGUUAUAAACAACUAAUACUUGAUUUCCCAUUUGGAUAUGUACUUAGUCCAAACGUAAAUUUCAAAAACUCUGUUGUUCUUUUUAGGAUUAAUAAUACUUUAAAUAAUGAAAUUUCAAUAAAAUCAACUGUCCACGAUAUCCUAUAUGAAAGUAUAUAUAUUAGUAACAUUACAAAGGGAGAUAUUUAUUUGGGAACAUAUGAAUUUGUAAUGAAUCCUAUGUAUGGUGCAGUAAUUCAAUUAUUUGACACUUUAAAUAAAAUUGAAAUCAUUAAGAAAGAUGAUUUUAUUUCCUUAGACCCUUUAACUCAAUUUUCAAAUACUCAAGAUAUGAAUUUUAAUUUUGAUUUAAAUAGUUUUAAUAAUAUUACUUUUUUAAUAAAUGAUUUAAAUUUAAUCAAUAAUACAGUUUCAAAUAUUAUGUAUUUAAAUUCAACUGAUAUACCAAGAGACUUACCAAUGGUUUUGGGAUUAUCUGAUCCAAUCUCAUUAAAUAGAGAAAUAAUAUAUCCUUUUUAUUAUAACUCAACAUCAGAUUUAUUCUAUUGCAAAUUUAUUAUACCAAAAAACAAUAUAUUUGGUGAAAUUGAUUUUAAAAUCCUUACUCAAUCAGAUAGAGGUUAUUUAAAUACUUUUUUAAAUUUAAUUCCUAGUGGUUUUUUACCAAAUAGUUUAAGAGUAAAUCAAACAUAUUUAGAUAAUCAAGGACCAGUAUUCAAAAAAAUUGAAAGAAUUGGUGUGAAUCAAAUUUUUUCAAAUGUUAAUGGAUUAGGAGUUAAAUCAAGAUUAAUAGGUUGGAAUUUUUUUAUUAAAGAUGAUUAUAAUGGUUUUGAAAGUGGAUUUAUAAAAGUUAUUGGUUCAGUUGAUAAUUCACUUAAUAGUUUUAAUUUUACAAGUGAAGAUUUUUCAAGUGGUGAUAAAUGGAGUGGUACUUAUCAAAUGCUAAUAAACGUUUCUUAUCCAUGUAUUUCUCAAUCAUUUAUAACUACUCACGUUUUAUUAAAGGAUACAAAUAAUAUAGAGAGUGAAUUUAAAUUAUAUUCCGAAUUUGGGCCAAAUUCAAUUCAAAACCCAUUUUUAAAUUUUUAUAAUCAAAGUUUAGUUGUAAAGUGUAUUUCAAAUUUAACCUUUAUAAAUGAUACAAUUGCACAUUAUUCAUGUUCAACAGAAAUUCCACUUGGUUUUGGUAAUCCUGAUCCAAUUUUAUUAUCACUCUAUGGUUUUAUUGGUAAUAGUGGUUUUUACAAUGGUUUUUCAACAUCAGAUUUAAUGAAUCAUAAUUCUUACUAUAUAAAUACAACCAUUUCAUUUGGUAAUACAAUUAUAAAAUCAACUGGUUUAUUCUAUUCAGAUAGUGAUAGAUUAGUUAAUAUUGUUCAAAAUUCAAAUGGUAAAAUUUCAAAUAUCUAUAAAGUAAUUCCAAUUUAUUUUAAUAUUCAUCCCUCAGUUAAACCAACUGAAACACCUUCAACAACAGUUAAACCAACUGAAACAUCUUCAAUAAAUCCUCCACAAUUAUGUAUAGGUAAUCCGAUAUGUGGUGGUAGCAAUCAAGGUUAUUGUGUUGAAAAUGUUGGAUGUAUUUGUUAUCCUCCAUAUGUUGGUACAUCAUGUCAAUCAAAAGUUAUAAUUAUUAAUCCACCAAUUAUAAAUCCAAAUAAUCCAUCAACAAAUUUAACUUUUAAUGAUGAUGAUGAUGAUAAACCAUCAUUAAUUGGUUUAAUUUCGAUUAUAUCUUAA